AUGGCAUGUGAAGGGAUGAGGCGACCAAAGGUGGUGAAUCGAUGCCAAUACGACGUAUCAAUGAACUUAAAUUUUCUCCUAUGCCUAAAUGUUGGAAAACCCUACUAUCUUCCAUCAGCCGUCAUUUCUCCUGAAUCUCCUCCGUGUCCCUCCUUACUCUCUUCAAUCUCCGAUAGCCUCGGUUACCACCAACCUGUUGACGCUACCGUUACCUUCACUAGCAUCUGUCGCCCGCUUCUACCUUAUGUCGAGACGAGAAACCCUAACUCUACUCACUGCCACCAUCAACGCCACCAUCGCACACCGGAAACCCUAACCCUAAAGUGGCUCCACCAUCGCCACCAGACAUCUCACAGUAUAAACCGGGUCGAGAUUAUUUCUAUGCUUUUGGACGAUCAGUUUGUCAAUCCUGAUUUCGUGAAUCAUUAUAAACAGCAACAUCUUUGCUUCCUAGCAAAAGAUUUCCAGAUGACCUUUAAACAAUGUUUUUUCAGUAAUUUUCAAUUCCAUUUCUGGAUUCUUUAA
Messenger RNA from Lactuca virosa, 525 nucleotides. Lineage: Eukaryota; Viridiplantae; Streptophyta; Magnoliopsida; Asterales; Asteraceae. The record is from the annotation of a GenBank genome assembly.